This is a messenger RNA of Knipowitschia caucasica, 1527 nucleotides long. The record is from the annotation of a GenBank genome assembly. NCBI's taxonomy places the organism in Eukaryota, Metazoa, Chordata, Actinopteri, Gobiiformes, Gobiidae.
AUGGCGUCUACCAACAACUCCAGCCAAGAGGAUCAGAUUUCCGCGGAAGAGAAGUCGCUAAACAAAGAAGUCAUGUGUGACUCCUGCAUGGGCAGUCCAAGUCGCGCUGAAAAAUCCUGCCUGACUUGUUUGGUGUCCUACUGCACGUCCCAUCUGAGGCCACAUUUGGAAAACGUGAAGUUUGAAAAUCACCGACUGGUCGAGCCCCUUCAUGACAUCGAGUGCCCCACGUGUGACGUGCACAGUCUGCCCUUGGUGCGCGUCUGCCUGGAGCACGGCCUCUGCGUCUGCUCCAGCUGCGAGACGGAGGCGCAUGGUGGUCACGUGACUGCGUCUGUGGCGGAGGCACGGGCCAAAAUUGAGAGUGAAGUAGCAGAAAAACAAGCUGAGAUAAGUUGUGGGGUUUCUGAAGUAGAAAAGGCCAUCGGCCAGCUACAAGGCAACAAUGAUACAGUGAAGAAAUUGGUGCAAGAAGCCAGUGUUGCAAUAGAGCAGCAGUUUUCCAGGCUACAGAGCACUGUCGACGAGGCCAAAAAGAAUGUGAUGGAGAUUUUGGACAGAGAACAGAGGCAGGCGCUCCGACAGUCUGAGAACAUACAGUCUCAUCUGGAGCAGAGGAGAGAGGAGCUCCACAGGGUCCAGGCUCAAACAAACAAGCUGCUCAGGGCCAAGUCCAACAUGGACCUUUUACAGAAGUACUCUGAGUGGAAGAAAGUGUCACCAGAUGUGUCUCCGCCUGCCGUCCACGGUCCCAGCAUGAAGCAUCUGAUCUUAUACGUGCAAGUGGUCACCGACACCACGACAGACCUGUCUGAGCUGGUUCUGUCCAACUACAGCAAGAGCAUGGAGCAGGUGUCCAAAAGUGUAGGAAGCAAAGUCAAGACCAAAGACACUGAGCCUUCAACACUUCCACUGCCUUUGACCAGAGAGGACUUUCUGAAAUACCAAAAGAGCCUGACUUUCGAUCCCGACACCAUCCAUAACUUCUUGCGUGUGACAGAAGACCACAGGAAGCUGACCAACACCAGUCCGUGGCAGCACAGUUACCCGGACAACGGCAGCCGCUUUGAUCACUGGAGACAGGGCCUGACUUCAGACAGUCUGUAUCUGGGCCGACACUACAUCGAAGCAGAUCUGAGCGGAGAAGGCGCUCACGUCGGAGUCACGUACAAAAGCAUCAGCCUCUCUUAUGGCGACAACUCCUGCAAGUGCAACCAGUCUGCGUGCAAAAUCUUCAAAGGAGCGUACCACUAUCUCUAUCCCUUUAACAUCGAGUACAGCCUCUUUGCCUCAACCAUGGCCUUCGUCAUGUGGAAAAAUGUCGGACGAAUAGUUGCAAGCCAGACUCACCACCACAGUUUUAAGUUUCAUGCAAAAGACGUGUGUUUGGGGCCUGUGGUUGGGGUGCUUUUGGUUCUGACCGGCCUAGUCACGUUUGUGUUUUAUGAGAUUGGGAGUCAAAUGGAAGACUAUAAGAAAGACACAGCUGUGGAUCAUGCCAGCCUUUGGAGCUCGUCCCCAGUUUGA